This is a messenger RNA of Labrus bergylta (ballan wrasse), 4079 nucleotides long. It is a transcript of the gene arhgap22a, whose product is annotated as Rho GTPase activating protein 22a. NCBI's taxonomy places the organism in Eukaryota, Metazoa, Chordata, Actinopteri, Labriformes, Labridae. The record is from RefSeq and is a predicted model, not a curated record. Gene Ontology annotation, biological process: activation of GTPase activity; signal transduction. Gene Ontology annotation, cellular component: focal adhesion. Gene Ontology annotation, molecular function: GTPase activator activity.
ACUUCCUCACAGAACGAGACUCAGAAGAAUAAGGAGGACGGCAGGAAAGUCUCCCACAUAUGUCUUUUAUUUCUAUGUAAAUCCAAAUCUAUCACGGCAGCAGCUGCUUGGGACUCUGUGAUGCUUUCUUGUGCAGCGCAGAGAGUCUGGCUCCAAAGGGAGAGCCGUCUGGUCUGCCCGUUCGAGAUGACAUGGCAAGUAAUCCUCGCAUGACUGUCUUUAUUUCCUUCCUUCUAUCACAGUCUGUUCACAUCAGCAUUCUCCAGGCGCGUGUCAUUUUUGUGUUCAUGACGGCAGCCACAGUAGUCCCUUCUCUAUGGGAAAUGGCCCCAGUGGAGAAGGAGAGACUGUGUGCAGACGGGUUCACAACCAUGAAACCAUCCACGUCUUCUCUGACCAGAGACAACAUCAAGGAAUUUGCAGCACGGUCCAAGAGCAUGGUGCUUGGAGAGCUGUCCCGGGUGUCCAGGCCCUGCUCUCCUCUGGACCAGGAGAAAGCUCUGAAGGUCGGCUGGCUGAAGAGACAGCGGAGCAUCAUGAAAAACUGGCAGCUGCGUUGGUUUGUCCUCAGGACCGAAGCUCUGUAUUUCUACAAGGACCAGGAUGAAACCAAGGCACAGGGUUGUAUUCCUCUGCAGGGCAGUCAGGUCAAUGAGCUGCCCGCCAAUCAGGACGAGCCUGGUCGUCAUCCGUUUGAGAUCGUUCCAGGGGUUGCUGGAGAAAAGGAUCGGACUGGUAUGAGCCACGAAUCAUACCUGCUGAUGGCCAACUCUCAGACGGACAUGGAGGAAUGGGUCAGAGCGAUACGUAGAGUCAUAUGGGCUCCACUAGGAGGAGGCGUCUUCGGGCAGCACCUAGAGGAGACAAUGUUGUACGAGGCCCAGUGUGGCCCUCAGCGACUGGUCCCCGUGCUGGUUGAACAGUGUGUCUGUUUCAUACGGGAACAUGGGCUCGAGGAGGAGGGCCUUUUCAGGGCCUCUGGACAGACCAAUCAUGUUCGAGAGCUGCAGGACGCAAUCGACCGGGGCGAGAAGCCGGUGUUUGACGGUACCACAGAUGUCCACACAGUGGCGUCGCUGUUAAAGCUGUACAUUCGGAAGCUGCCAGAGCCCAUAAUCCCAUUCUCCAAAUACACACAGUUCCUCUCCUGUGCUCAGCUUCUUACCAAGGAUAAAGCAAUGGGUAUCUCAGAGCUAGGAAAACAGGUGAAAUCUCUUCCUCAGGUCAACUACAACCUCCUUAAAUACAUCUGCAGGUUUCUUGAUGAGGUUCAGUCGCACUCCAAUGAGAACAAGAUGAGCGUUCAGAAUCUGGCAACUGUGUUCGGACCCAAUAUCCUUCGGCCCAGAGUGGAGGAUCCAGUUACCAUGAUGGAGGGAAGUUCACAGGUGCAGCACCUGAUGACUGUGCUGAUCAGCGAACACCUUCAACUUUACCAACGAGAGGAGGCUGAAACUGAGACCAGGACUCUCCCUCAGCAACAGCAGAGCGCUAUGCAGCGGUGUAAAGUGGAAUGGCUCUCACAAGAAGACACUGACACCCCAACCUCCUCUGGACCAGUCACCAAACCCCAAGAAAAUCCCCAAUCUUCCACCUCCUGCGCAGACACUAAGCCGACCGCACCGAGUCCUGUUCUGACAAAGGAGAAGAGUGAGGAUGGUCAGAUUGAAGGGAAGGGCGUCAGUAAGACAGAGGAGAAAGUGGACGAAAAAGACGACGGUAAAAGUGAAGGGAAAGGUGGAAGUGAUGUAGCUGUUAGCCCCAGUAAGCAGUCCAAAGCCCCGCCCUCCUGGAGGACCUCCUUCAAGGGCGGUGCAGCAUCUGCAGGGCCGAAGGUGAAGAUCGGGGGGUCGGCGGGAGACGUUUCAGCAGCUGGUGGGACCAACUGGCUGAUGAAUGGCCUGUCGUCUCUCCGAGCUCACAGGCGCACCACCUCAUCAGGUGAAAGACUUAAAGACUCUACACUCUCUCUUAAAGAGACCACUCUUUCACUUAAGGACACGCAGAGAGACUCUGAUGAAGACUCUCCUCAAACCUCUCUCUCUCACAGAGUUCUCCUUCAAUCCCACAGACUGUCUGCCUAUGACAAUGUCGCCCCCUCCAGUCUUAGCCUGCCCGCCGACACCUCCUCCCUCUGGACGUCCUUUGAGAUCUCAUUGGCCGAUCCGGAGGGAAGCGAUAAGGCGGUAAAAUCAGAGCAGGAUCAAGACAGGCCUACUGAGGUGAGGGACAGUACAAGUACUCUGGAUCAAAGUUUAAUCAGCACUGAGGAUGAACUUCCACAAACAAACGAGGAUUUCACCAGUAAGCUGGCCGAGCUGAAGCAGGAGCUGAAAAAACAGAGGACCAGCUAUGAAACCUGCAUUCGCAAGUUGGAAGAGUCCUGCUCUAAGUACCAGGCCCAGGUAAACCGUCUUGAGGAGGAGCUGGACCAGGAGAAGAAGAAGUUUAGCAUGCUGGAGAUCCGAUUCAGGAACUCGGAGCGGGCGCACCAAGACGCCGAGAACCGAAACGUUCUCCUCCAGCGGGAGAUGGAGGAGUUCUUCAAAACCCUGGGAGAUCUGACCACGGGUGCGACAAGGUCCAACUAGACCAGACCCAACCUGCCUUCAUCUGGUCCAUUUAGAGGCGGAGGAGGAGCUCGAUUGAUGGGAAGAUCAGCCAGCCCCAAAGCUUUGAAGACCAAUUACCUCUAGCGCAGUACAACUUACCAUCGUGUCCUCUUUAGGAUUGCCGUCUUGUGCCUACACUGAGCAGUGCCGGUGCCAAACGAGGGCUCCUCUGGACCAAGCACCCCCUUAAUUUACUAUUCCCCCAAAAACCUGUAAUACACCAUAGAUCAUGUAGUUGACUAGAUUAUUAUGAAAGUGAACCUAAAGGGCCUAGUACAGUGCCUCGCAUAAGUAUUUAAAAUCCUUGAAGUUUUGCAUUAAAACUACAAAUCAAAUUGAUUUUAUUGGGGGUUGUAUGUACAGGACCAUCACAAAAUUGUACAUAAGUCUGCUAUAACAUGGUUUAAAUAUAAAAUGGUAUGAAACCAUAAAAAUGAGGUGCAAAUAUUUGCCUUAAGGUUAAAUCAUGCACCCUCAAGUCGUCUCUUUUCAAACUGCUCUUGUUGAAUAAAUAGUGAAGAGCCUACAUAAGUCUAUUUGAAAUUCCAGUAUGUAACAAGGUAAAAAAAACAAGGGGUGGGAUGCUUAUGCAAGGCACCGUACACCAGGUAUGGAUUUACCAAAAACAUCCUGUUUAUUAGCAUUAGAAAUAGUAUUUGUGAAAAGAAAUGUUGUAGUCAAAGAAGCAACACAAGAGACAUUAAAAUUCAACUCUUUUUAUUUGCUGGAGUUGAAGGUAGACAGUUUCCAUUUCUGAUGUAUAUAAUUAGUCUGUUAGUGAGGCAAUUACAGAUCCAAAGGCUAAAAUGUACACAACUGGCCUUACCCAAUCACUCCACAACAGGUAAACUCUGCACUGUCAGUGUUUGUCCGAACCCCAUCAGAAGACUGCUGCAUCAUCCCAGAAGCGCUGAAUGGCUGUCCUUUUAUUUCCUCUAAAUGUACCUGCACUAAACCAGAUUUGCUCAGAGAAAACUCAUGCGUAAUCUAUUCUAUCUUUUCUAUUUUGGAGGAGAUGGGGGGGGGGGGGGACCACAAUAAGAGGAAGCCACAGCAUUGAUUUGAAAUGUGGCUUAGAAAGGGUUCGGGACAUGCGUCACAAUCCCCAAAGUGCAUUCUGGGAGCUGAUGCUAAGGGGGUGGGGUUAACUGUCUGGAGUGCCCAACCAUGAAAAAGGGCAAAGGGACAGGUUGGGGAAUUUGAGCCAUCAAAUACAUCCAAAGGUUAUCAUGGCAGGUAGCAAAUGCCUUUUUCCUGACUCAGAAACUAUACAUACAUCUACAGUCAAAUGUACAGAUCAAACACUGGCUAUACUAAUCUAUGAGUUAUAUUGCACAGAAAACAAAUAAAAAUGAAACAAAACCGCAUAUAAAUAGUACUUCUGAAUGAAAUGUACAUUACAUACAAUAGACGCCUCUGAGCUUGAAAUAAAUAAAUAAAUAAAUAAAUUAGAAAUACAGAAAACAA